CUUUACUGUGUGAUUACGUGAGAGGGUUAAUUUCAGGGGUGUAACUUCAGGUGCGCUGACUUCAACUCCUUAAAUUAGAAGUUUUUAUUACAACAUCUUUCUCAGUUGAUCUCCAAUUUUGACCAAGGUGAACAUGGUAUGGAAACUGAUCCUCUGAAGACAGACACCAUGUCAUAUGACUCUUUGGGGUCAUCUCAGAGUCUGUAGGCCGCCCGGGUUCGCAUCGCGGACGGCGUGCUCGCGCGGAUGGAGGGCCAGCAGUCGCCGGAGCGGGGCGCCAGUCGCCGCCGCUCGGAAGAUGGCCUGGCCGGGAUGUCCACCGAUGGCACGGUGCUGGAGCACGCGCUGCCGGAGAGUGACCGGGGCCUGGCACAGCACCACGGUCAUCAUGUGUUGUUCGCCGGAUUUCCAGGUGUGCCUGGCAAUGCCAGCGUGGAGAUGGAGCCGGAGGGGGAGCCGUUCGGCCAGUACGACGACUUCCAUACCAUCGACUGGCAACGCGAUCUCGCCAGGGAUCGAAUGCGCCAUAGGUACAUAGUGAAGAAGCGUCAGACGGGUUUUUUCGACCUGGUGCGCCAGUUUCACGACGCGUGGAGCGGCUGGCUGUGCGUGCUCCUAGUGGGCAUCGUGGCCGGCGGAGUGGCCGGAGUGAUCGACAUAGGAGCCAGAUGGAUGGAGGACAUGCGUUUCGGCAUCUGUCCAGAGGCGUUCUGGCUCAACAAGGACCAGUGCUGCUGGUCGUCCAACGAGACCUUCUUCGAGGGCGAUAACUGUUCUCAGUGGUACUCGUGGCCGGAGGUGCUGGGCGCCCAGCACGACAGCGCCGGCGGCUACGUGCUGGCCUACCUCUGUUACGUGGUCUGGGCACUGCUGCUGGGCCUACUGGCCGUCCGACUGGUGCGGACAUUCGCGCCGUACGCCUGUGGCUCCGGUAUUCCCGAGAUAAAGACGAUUCUGAGCGGGUUCAUCAUCCGUGGCUACCUCGGCAAGUGGACGCUACUCAUCAAGUCGGUGUGUAUGAUGCUGGCCGUGUCGGCCGGACUCAGUCUCGGCAAAGAGGGCCCGCUGGUACACGUCGCCUGCUGCAUCGGCAACAUCAUCGCCUACAUGUUCCCGAAGUAUGGCCGCAACGAGGCCAAGAAAAGGGAGAUCCUGUCGGCGUCGGCGGCGGCGGGCGUCUCAGUGGCGUUCGGCGCGCCCAUCGGAGGCGUGCUCUUCAGUCUGGAGGAGGCCAGUUACUAUUUUCCACUGAAGACCCUGUGGCGCUCGUUCUUCUGCGCUCUGAUCUCUGCGUUCAUCCUGAACUCGAUCAACCCGUUCGGGAACGAGCACUCGGUGUUGUUCUACGUGCACCACGAGCGGCCCUGGAUCUUCUUCGAGCUGCUGCCGUUCAUCUUCCUCGGCGUGCUGGGCGGUGUGAUUGGCGCCGCCUUCAUCCGCUCCAAUAUCUUCUGGUGCCGGUUCAGGAAGACCUCCCGGCUGGGCCAGUACCCGACCACCGAGGUGGUGGCCGUCACUCUGGCCACCGCGCUCCUGGCCUUCCCCAACCCCUACAGCAGGAUGCCCUCCUCCGAGCUCAUCAACGUGCUCUUCAACGACUGCGGGCCCUCGGAGGGCAUCGACCUCUGCGACUACAAGCGCAACUUCAGCAGCAUGAGUCAGGCUAUCGAGACCUCGGAGGCGGGCCCGGGCGUGUACACGGCCCUCUGGCAACUGGCCAUCGUGUUCGUCUUCAAGUUCCUCGUCACCAUCUUCACGUUCGGCAUGAAGAUCCCGGCGGGUCUGUUCAUCCCCAGCAUGGUGCUCGGAGCCACCAUGGGCAGAAUCGUGGGUGUCGGCAUGGAACAGCUGGCCAUCAACUACCCCAACUGGUGGGUGUUCAGCAGCGAGUGUACGGCCGGCGAGAACUGCAUCACCUCCGGCCUGUACGCCACCGUCGGCGCCGCCGCGGUGCUCGGUGGGGUCACCAGGAUGACCGUCUCACUGGUGGUUAUCAUGGUGGAGCUCACCGGCUCUGUCAGCUACAUCGUUCCCGUCAUGGCUGCCGUCAUGGCCGCCAAGUGGGUGGGAGACGCGCUGGGCCGCGAGGGCAUCUACGACGCGCACAUCUACCUGAACGGCUAUCCGUUCCUGGACAGCAAGGAGGAGUUUGACCACACCUCGCUGGCGGCCGAUGUAAUGGAGCCCAGGAACAACGUGCCCUUCAGCGUCAUAACGCAGAACUCGAUGACGGUCUCGGAGGUGGAGUCUAUGCUCAAGGAGACGGAGCACAACGGCUUCCCGGUGGUGGUCUCCAAGGAGUCCCAGUACCUGGUCGGCUUCGUGCUGCGGCGUGACCUCAACCUGGCGCUCGCCGGCGCUCGGCGGGACGGCGUGCCGGGCCAGUCGCUGUGCCUGUUCACGGCCGUGCCGACCGGCCAGUGGUCGGGCCCGCCGCCUCUGCAGCUGCGGCGCAUCCUAGACCUGGCGCCCAUCACCAUCACCGACCAGACACCGCUCGAGACCGUCAUCGACAUGUUCCGCAAGCUCGGACUGCGACAGACACUCGUCACGCACAACGGCCGCCUGCUGGGCAUCAUCACCAAGAAGGACGUUCUGCGGCACCUGAAGCACCUCGAGGUGGAGGACCUGGAGCAGGUGCCGUUCCACUAGCGACCCUCAUUCGGCUGGGGAUCCGGAGCCGCUGCUGCUCCACUAGCGUCACUCCUUCGGCCGGUGGUAGAGGUCCCUCCCGCCGCGAAGGUACGGCUGCGCUUCUGAGAGUGAGCUGCCCGGUCUGUGACUGACCCUGGGUGGGCCAGGGGUGGUCUACUUACGCCGGGUCCGCCAAAGCCGGGUCUGCUGGGCAGCCGGCCAGUGUUGGCUGGUCUGCGGUCGAUAGGCGUGCGUGGAUCAUCGUUAGCCUCAUUUGUCGGGGACCGGUGAUCGCAGAGGCCUGUACUCGCACCCCGUCGGCAGAGGUCGCUGCUGGGAGCCGCCGGUAGCUUUCCGGUCGCUCAGUGCUCGCUGGUCGUAUGGUGAGCGGCCACCCUGUGCUCGCUGGCUGUAUGUUGAGACGGUCGGAAGGGAGGGCGGUAUAUCGGCGAGGUCUGGUCCGCCCCGGCUGGUCUGUCAGUGGCGCGGUCUGGGAGUGUGUCCCGGUUGCCUAGAUAGGCCGGUGUGUAACAACCGCGGCUCGAUGCCCGGCCGAUUCAGAGUUUAGAUCCGUUGCAUGGGUCUGCUUCACCUCAGCUCAGUUGGUAGGUGGCUGGUGGGGCCGUGAUCUAACUACCCCUGCCGGGAACGAGUAGAGACAGCCACCGCCCCUGACGGCUACAAUUCACACAAACCCUCAAACACAGCGCAUACAGGCAGACACCUCGUAGCCACCUAGCUUUGUUUUAUUGUUUUAGGUGCGGGCUAACCUCCGCUGUCAGCGCGGCUGGUGUUGGCGCCGCGGUCGGCCGACCGUUCUCGAUGGUUAUACGGUUUACCAUGUGUUCAGUGGCCGGCUGCGCGUUGCAGCCGCUACCCCUCGCUGAAGUGGUUAGACACUGGUAGUCAUUUGGCUGCUGCCCGACGGCAGAUUAGUGAAACAUCUGAGGGUGGCCCCUCACUACAGAUCGUCACCAGCUGCAGCUAGUGUUUUCGGGUUCUGCGACACCUGAGCGAAUGUCAUUUCAGCGAACGACAUUUGAGCGAAACAUUUUCAGCGAUUAUCAAUUUAAGCGAUUGGCUUUUUCAGCGAUUGUCAAGUCGGCGAAUUCAAUCAC
Messenger RNA from Amphibalanus amphitrite, 3752 nucleotides. Its product is annotated as H(+)/Cl(-) exchange transporter 4-like. The coding region runs from base 247 to 2652 and encodes 801 amino acids. Gene Ontology annotation, cellular component: synaptic vesicle; Golgi apparatus; early endosome. Gene Ontology annotation, biological process: transmembrane transport; chloride transport. Gene Ontology annotation, molecular function: voltage-gated chloride channel activity. The transcript is spliced from 18 exons. The record is from RefSeq and is a predicted model, not a curated record. NCBI's taxonomy places the organism in Eukaryota, Metazoa, Arthropoda, Thecostraca, Balanomorpha, Balanidae.